Pseudonaja textilis is the source of this 2559-nucleotide messenger RNA. The record is from RefSeq and is a predicted model, not a curated record. NCBI's taxonomy places the organism in Eukaryota, Metazoa, Chordata, Lepidosauria, Squamata, Elapidae.
GGGUGGACGCUCGCGUUUCGUAGCUGUGGGGGUUUUAUGGAGUGAGGGGGAGAAGAAGGUAGGUGAACUUUAGCUUAGGGGUGUGCGAGUGAGGUGGGGGGGGGGGGGCGUCCGGGUGCAUGAGAAGGAGUCCCGCCUGCCUUGGAGGAGCUGCUCAAGAGGGUCAGUUUUCUCGGAGAUCCCCCCGCCCAGAACUACUCCUGAAGUGAAAAAGGCCACCUCUUCAUUUCCUCAUCCUAAUUUUCGGGGAAAAAAGGAAGAAAAAAAAGAUCGGAAGCUUGGAUUGGUGUCGGUAUUCCUUCAGCCCAGGACUGGGGUGGCUCUGUGCAAUAAAAAGAACUCUGUGUGGCAGGAAGGCUGUUUGAAUGGGAAAGGAAGGUUACAUGGAUUCAUAUUACAAAAAAAAAAAUUUUUUUCCCCUGAGCCUUCCUUGUGGGAAGAAGCUAGCCUUUCCCUUUUCCCCGUGAACGGAUUAGGUAACAACAACAACAAAAAAAGCGCUCUUGGGGAACAUUGAAUGAAGGAGGUUUUUUUUUUUUUGCUCCUCCGAUUUGAGGCACCCUCCUACUUGGACGUGAAAAAACGGGAGAGGAGACCGACCUUCAGGACGCCUUCCAAAAUGCUGCCUCUUAAGGCUUAGUCUGCAAAAAAAAAAAGAGAGAGAGAGAGAGAGACUCCCAGGCUCUCCUUUGCAGCAGAGAAGUGAUUUCAGGUGCUCUGUUGGGAGGAAAUAGGGUUUCCCCCCCUUCAUUGCCGACAAGUUCUUUUCUAGGUGGCAUCCGGGAUAUAAAAUGGACUAGAGGCCUAACCUUUGGAAUAAAAUCUGACAUAAAAGGGGUUGACACCCUGCCCAUCUUUGGAUUGCUUCCUUGUGCCCUGGCUGCUGCUUUCAUGUCUUCUGAGAUGUCGGAGCUCAGGCGGCGAGGAGCCGCCGGUGGAGAAGCUGGUGGAGAUCAUGAAAGAGAAAGUGCGGGUGACAAGGAUGUAGACGAAGAUGAAAAACUUGGAGAACUGGACCUCAGAACUGAUUUAGAAGUUCCUGAAGUUGUCCCAGCAACAGACAGCACUCCAGAAAUUUUUAAAAAGGCUCUUUCUGGCUUAUCUUCCAGAUGGAAGAACUGGUGGAUUCGUGGAAUUUUAACUUUAGCAAUGAUUUCAGGUUUCUCCCUCAUUAUAUACAUGGGUUCAUUUAUGCUGAUGCUGCUUGUCUUAAGCAUACAAGUCAAGUGCUUCCAUGAAAUCAUCACUAUAGGUUACAGAGUAUAUCGAUCUUAUGACCUACCAUGGUUUAGAACAUUAAGCUGGUACUUCUUGUUAUGCGUGAACUAUUUCUUUUAUGGUGAGACAGUAGCAGACUACUUUGCUACUUUUGUUCAGAGACGAGAACAACUUCAGUUCCUAAUUCGCUACCACCGAUUUAUAUCUUUUACACUUUAUCUGGCAGGGUUUUGUAUGUUUGUAUUGAGUUUGGUGAAGAGACAUUAUCGCUUACAGUUUUAUAUGUUCGCAUGGACUCAUGUCACUUUGCUGAUCACUGUAACUCAGUCUCAUCUUGUCAUCCAAAAUCUGUUUGAAGGCAUGAUAUGGUUUCUUGUUCCAAUCUCAAGUGUCAUUUGCAAUGAUAUUGCUGCUUAUAUAUGUGGAUUCUUCUUUGGCAGAACACCAUUAAUUAAGCUCUCUCCCAAAAAGACCUGGGAAGGCUUCAUUGGUGGCUUCUUUAUCACAGUUAUAUUUGGAUUUAUUGUUGCUCAUCUUUUGGCACAGCACCAGUACUUUGUAUGUCCUGUGGAAUACAACAGUGAAACUAACAGGUUUGUCACAGAAUGUGAACCAUCAGAACUUUUCCAGCUAAAGAAGUACUCCUUACCACCAUUGCUUCAAGUUAUUCUGAGAAAGGAAACUGUGACAUUGUACCCAUUCCAGAUGCACAGCUUUGCACUGUCAACAUUUGCAUCUUUAAUUGGGCCAUUUGGAGGUUUUUUUGCUAGUGGAUUCAAAAGAGCUUUCAAAAUCAAGGAUUUUGCUGACACCAUUCCUGGCCAUGGUGGAAUAAUGGAUCGUUUUGACUGUCAGUACUUGAUGGCUACUUUUGUACACGUCUACAUUACCAGUUUCAUAAGAGGCCCGAAUCCCAGCAAAUUGCUGAAACAGCUGUUGGUACUCCAGCCAGAGGAGCAAUUAAACAUUUAUAAAACUUUGAAAUCACACCUCAUUGAGAAAGGAUUCCUCCAACCAUCACUGAGAGGCUAGGAGGACUGAACGAGGGACGACAAAGUGAAGCCCAGCCGGGAAUGCAGUUAUGCUUCUGCGGAGAGAGGUGUGUGGGAAUCAAGCCAGCCUGUGUCCAAAGAUAUGACUGUUUACGGGGAAUACUGUGAACGCCCAGGAUGCCAUGCAAGAUUUUAAGUUUCUUUUUAACAACUGCAUGUUUUUCAAAUAAUUUAUAUUCUUGAAUUAAUGGUAUGAGACUUCUUGCUUUGGUUUUAACUGUUCUGAGCAACGAUGCACCUACUCCUAGUAAAUAAAAGUUAAAGAAACAAUUAGGGUAUGCAGUUUAUU